ACAAAAAUAUCGAUUCUCACGAUUCACUGGAGCGAAAACCUACAUCACGUUAUAAAGAAAACAGUCAAGGUAAACGGGUGGCAUGCUUGUAUAAACAUACGUCACAAGUGCGGAGCGGAAACACACAAGACAGAGAACCCAUCUGGUAGAAGUGUCCUCGGUGAGAAGAUGUUAAAACAGAUCCUAUUGCUGUUUGCCUGUCAGUCCCUGAUUCACACGCACAGUGACGCAGCAAUCCAAAAGGAUCCAGAAUGUGGAAACACCAAGGGAUGUUACAGCGGCUGUGCUGGGGGCUGUUACGAAGCUACAUGGAAAGAGGUCGGGGACGCCAUAGAAUUCACUCUCAAGGCUGAGGUUACCACUGAAACUUACAUGGCUAUUGGAUUCUCUGAGGAUAACAAGAUGGGCGGAGACAGUGUAAUCGGAUGCAGCGUGAACACUGCAGGGACUGUACAAGUCUAUAACACAUUCAACGCUGCAGGUGCCAAAUUCAACCAGCCCAUCACUAAUAAUAAACUUGGAAUCAGUGCUGAGUCGGGGUCGGUAUCAAACGGAUUGUUUUCAUGCAGUUUUACACGGAAGACCGUGUCAACCGACAACCAGAUCUACAAUCUAAAUAAUAACUACUACAUACUCAUGGCCAAAGGUCCGGCAGCAGGCACUGGUUUUGGCCGUCAUGAUCUGACCACCCUGCCGUUGGUGUCGGCUGAGACGGCAGAUUUCCAGUCGACAACUGACCUGACUGGCAGUGCCGUUAAUAUCCUGCUAAAACUUCACGGUUCUUUGAUGAUAUUUGCCUGGGUACUUCUGGCAAGUAUUGGAAUUGUCAUGGCCAGGUUCUACAAACCUGUCUGGUCCGAAAAGAAGAUGUUAGGGGAGGCUUACUGGUUCCAGAUUCACAGAAGUCUGAUGAUCCUAGCAACAUUAGCGGUCAUAGCAGGAAUCGUGAUUAUCUUCGUGGACGUUGGCAAGUGGAGCCAUCUGGAGGGUCAGGCAGACUGGAAGAGAGCUCAUCCUUACAUUGGUAUCGUUGUAGGAGCUGUUGUAAUCCUUAAUCCCCUUAUGGCCCUGUUUAGACCACACCCAGGCGAUAAGUACCGGUUCAUAUUUAACUGGGCCCAUUGGGCUGUAGGAACCAUAGGGCACCUCAUUGCUGUUUUGAAUAUUUUCAUCGGUGUGGAAUUACCGGCGACAAAGGCGCCAUCUUGGCUGAUAAUAGUACUAGCUGUGUACGCAGGAUAUCAGAUUCUGUUUGAGAUCUUCCUCGAGAUUUACGACAACUGCUGCACUGGAGGAUCGAACAAAGCCAGACUUCAUACAAGGGGUAAAAAAUCUGAGAUGUAUGAGCUUCAUGAAAAGUCUACCCCUGGCCAACAACAGCAGACCGAUACAGCUGUCAAGGAUCACGAUACCAAGAAAUAUAUCCUGGCUGUACAUGUCCUUCUCACCCUUGGAUUCGCUGCUACGCUCAUUGUUGUCGUCAUCAUCUCCUGAGGAGUUCACCGCCAUCUUUUCUAUUUAUGUACAUUGGUGCAUAGAUCCAUGUUUUAUAAGACCUUAUAGCAAACACAGUGUGCCUGGUUUCAAAUUGAUAGGACAUUUUUAAAUUUUUUUUUUUAUGAAACCUGUCUGAGCUAACCCCUGAGUAUUCUGAGACCCUUUGUAUUCUGACCUCGCCUGAGUUUCUCAGAUCCUCUGUACUCUGACUCAUUAGUAUUCUGAGAUCCUGUCUAAUCUGACCCCUGAGUAUUCAAAAAUCAUCGCAGAUCCAACAACACUAUUAUCCCAGCUGUUAUAAUGAUUAUUAUCAAACAGAUAAAACUGAUGAGCUCUGCCAACUGUCUUAUCUGACUAUUAUACUCCAUAUCUCACAGGAGGUCGGAUUAGCCGGGUUUCUCCAUAUCUCACAGGAGGUUGGAUUAGCAAGGUUUCUCCAUAUCUCACAGGAGGUCGGAUAAGCCAGAUUUCUCCAUAUCCCACAGUAGGUCGGAUUAGCCAGGUUUCUCCAUAUCUCACAUGAGGUCGGAUUAGCAAGGUUUCUCCAUAUCUCACAGGAGGUCGGAUUAACCAGGUUUCUCCAUAUCCCACAGGUCAGAUUAGCCUGGUUUCUCCAUAUCCCACAGGUCAGAUUAGCCAUGUUUCUCCAUAUCUCACAGGAGGUCAGAUUAGCCAGGUUUCUCCAUAUCUCACAGGAGGUCAGAUUAACCAGGUUUCUCCAUAUCUCACAGGUCGGAUUAACCAGGUUUCUUCAUAUCUCACAGGUCGGAUUAACCAAGUUUCACUAUAUACAGGAGCUCCACAGGUUUCCAGCUGACUCAAAUAUAGAACAAUGAUUGUAUAAUGAAAUAUGUAAGCUAUUCUCCAAAAACUAGCCGACAAUUGCAUUAGUGUGGCUAAAAAUUGUUAUAUAUUAUAGGUAGCUUAUUUUAUAACAUGUUGAUGGUUGUCUAAUUACGCAAGAGAAAAGAACAGAUGUGAUUCUAAUUAACAUUCCAUGUUGUGUAUAUAUAUAUAUAUAUAUAGUGAAAAAAUAGUUUGUUUCCAUGCGAAAGCGCUUGAAAGCCAGUCGUCAAGUUUUUUUUUAUUAUUAUAUCUAUAUAUAUAUAUAUAUAUUUAUCUAAGACGCCCUCCUCUUUUAUAUAUUUAUUAGUUCAUAGCAAUGAUCUGUAUUAUAAGCAGAUUGCAAUCAUCCUGUGAGAACUAGAAAACAUAUUUAUAUGUAACCCUGGUAAAUACUAGCCGCAAUAUACCGCUCAGCUAGGGAGAUCUUCUCUAUAGCUCAAAGGGUUGAGUGUAAGACUAGUGAGCCAGAGGUCCCGGGUUCGAUCCCUAGCGGAGGCAGUGAUUUAAAUUAAAUUAAUCCUACCCUCUGUUACAUAUAUACUAAUGUUAAUAACCAAGAUAUAUAUAUAGGUGUGUCUGAAUAGGAAAUUAGAUUUAUAAUUGUGUAAUAUUCAUAGAAGUCAUGCUUAAUUUUAUGUAGUGUUUUGUGUUGUGUAAAAACAAUUACAUGUAUCUGUUUUUCAUUUAUUUUGUGAAUUUUCAAAAAUGUGUAAUGUAAGCCACAUGAAAAAUGAUAUAAGUGACUGUUGGAUAUUUUUUGUAUUAAUUAUUAUUUGGAUUUACCUUAUACUGGCUGAUCCUAAUGAAUAUAUUUUUAACAUGAAAUUACCCAUGUUUUCAUAAUUUUAUAUCUAGAAAUUACUGAUUAAUCCAUUCCAUAAUUUUUUUAUAUCUUUAACAUCGAAAAGUAUUCUCUGAUAUCCCAGUAAAUUACAACACUGAAUUUUAUGGAAGAAAAUUGUUUAUUUCUAAAACAAAUUCUCAAAAAUUGUUAUUUUUACAGAAAAUGUUCUGUACAUUUUUGCCUUUGAUUUCUGUUGAAAAUAGUUUAAAAUGUAUAUUUUAAAAAAAUUUUUUUUUACUAACAUUGCUUUUUUCUAUAUAGCCAAAGAAUUAGUUCUUAUCAAUUUAAAAGUAUUUUAUGAGGUAUGAAAAUAAAAAUCUGUAUUUAUAUUCAAAAUGAGAUGUUUGCAUUAAUAUCACACAGAAUAUUGUGUUCAAUAUUCAGUUUCAUUUGACUGGUUGAUGAAUUUUCAUAACUUGUAAAUAAAUUUGCUUGAAAUUUUUUUUCGAAAAUAUUUUAUAUGCUAGAAAUACUGAUUCUUAUGACACGGUUGUGUUCUUUCAUAUGUUUAAACAAUGCAUUUUUCUUAUAAUGGAAGGAAUGAAAUUUACAUAACAUGAUAUUAUUACAAAGCUCAACAGUACCUGUCUAAUCUAUCAGAGUUGCUUCCCCUUUGUACAGAUGGUAUAGUGCUGGCACCUGUUAGAACUCAUAUAUUGUUUGUAAAGCCUUUUUUCUAAAUAUUUUUGCAAAUUAUUUUUAAGUCAUUUUUGACUACUUGAUCUCUCCUUGUACUUUCUCUUAUAGAAACUAAUGUUGUUUACUGUUGUGACAUAGAAAUGCAUUGUACAGGGUGUCAACAAUUUAUUUACAUGAAUCUUAUUUGAAAUUUAUUUCGUUGAAGAUUUGUUGUUGGUUUUGGAAAUAUUUUAUCAAAUUUGUUUAACAAAUAUGCUGUAAUUUGUUUAAUUGAAAUCGUUUAAUGUGUUGUGAUCACAAUAUGGUAUUCCCUAAAAUGUUGUUAUGCAGGGUCACAAGGACUCUCAGAUGUAAAACUGCAUGGGAGUCUCGUUUUAAAAUCUAGGAGUCCCAUGACAUUUUGAAAUUGACAAGAUCAUGGUUAGUUAGUUCCAGCAUCUAAGUUGGUCAUCAGGUAUAAUAAAGUUAAAUUAAAUAAUAAAAUACAAACCCAAUAAAAUACUAGUGUCAAUUGAAAUCAACUGUUAUUUCUUCAUUGUAUGGCAGAUUUUGGAAUAAAAUUCAUCUCAAGGAUCCGCAGACAUUUAAUUGGGGAGUCCUUUAUGUUUUUUUCUGCAUCUAAGAUGCAGGAAACCUGCGUCAGGGAUAGCCCUAAAUAUGAUGUUAGGAUUCAGAUUUGUAAAUGAAACUUGAUAGUGAAAUGUUAACUACAUGAUCGACACAAAUCCUGAAAAUGUAAUGAAAUUGAUUAUUGAUAGCAUUACAAACUGUAGCGUGACUGUAGUUAAUUAUACUCCAAUUUGAAUGUAUUGGCACUUAUAAACUUAAGUAGAAACAAAAAUUUUUGAGGAAUAACACACAGUAAAUAAAACAAUCUGUUUCUGUUUGUUUUAGCUGAAAGUGUAUAAUUAUAUGAAAUAAAAAAGGACAACUUUCCGUUUUUAUAUAUGUGAUUUUGAAGCAUAAUUUAUAGAAACAAAUACUAUUCUAUCUCAGUUCAACAGUUGCAAUAAAAUAAAUAAUCACAAUACACAUUUCCCCACAAAUCUAAAUUUGUGAUAUAAUUAUUCCUUAAUUAAAUUAAUUAUAUGCUGAAAUUCUAGAAAAUCACAAUAGAUAAUGUUUGGUGUUAUUAGAAAUAUCAGAAGGUAAGUUCGAAUUUUAAAAGAUUCUUUAGAUACGAUAUCAUAUUAAAAAUGAAUACAAUAUGGAAAAUAAAAUGUGGAUUAUCUCCCUUAUAUCAGUACUUAUCCUUUAUCUACAGUUCGAUAUCACCUCUUACAAGAUAUUAUGCAAUGGUUCAAAAUGUCAGUAUAUGAAAAUAAAAAUAAUCUCUUUUCUAUUGUAAUCAAAUAAGAUAUUGCAAGUUAUCUUAAAAAUAUUUUUGGAAGGUUCUGUAGAAUAUGUCUAUAGAUCUACAGAUCAAUAUCUCUAGCAUUUUUCAGAGUGAAAUUUUUGCUAUGAAUUGUUGUUAUCUGUAAAAAAAUAUCUCAUUUUAUUUAAGCGUAACUUUUGAAUUUGUUUGUGUAUAUUGUCAUUAUAUGUUAAAAUGUAACAAUGCUGUUUAUUUUUCCACGCGGUAUUUUUAUCCUGUCCGAUAAAUAGUGCAGAUUUGCAUGUGUGUACAUUAACGUACGUACAAAAUAUGUAUUUAAUAGGAAGAGAAAGUGUAAAUCUAGAGAAUAAUAAUAAAAGAAAAUACAUCAGC
This is a messenger RNA of Pecten maximus, 5534 nucleotides long. Its product is annotated as putative ferric-chelate reductase 1 homolog. Gene Ontology annotation, molecular function: oxidoreductase activity, acting on metal ions. Lineage: Eukaryota; Metazoa; Mollusca; Bivalvia; Pectinida; Pectinidae. The record is from RefSeq and is a predicted model, not a curated record. The coding region runs from base 169 to 1494 and encodes 441 amino acids. The transcript has 14 exons.